Messenger RNA from Asterias rubens (European starfish), 1594 nucleotides. Its product is annotated as paired box protein Pax-5-like. Lineage: Eukaryota; Metazoa; Echinodermata; Asteroidea; Forcipulatida; Asteriidae. The transcript has 6 exons. Gene Ontology annotation, biological process: anatomical structure development; regulation of transcription by RNA polymerase II. The record is from RefSeq and is a predicted model, not a curated record. The coding region runs from base 415 to 1503 and encodes 362 amino acids. Gene Ontology annotation, molecular function: DNA-binding transcription factor activity, RNA polymerase II-specific; RNA polymerase II cis-regulatory region sequence-specific DNA binding.
UCCUGAGCGAGGCCUGCGUCAAAUAAGCCCGUUCAUUUUGUCCAUCUCAUCUGCCUUCCUGUCUAUAGUCCUGCAAUGAUAAUAUGGAGAGAAACUGCGAGAAAGGGCAGGUGUUUUCCAGUGUGUAACCGCAGGGUUGGAUAAGCCGAGUAAAACCGGCCCGCGUCCGACUCGAUACGCCACUUUCUCGCUUGCCGCUCUCGCACCUUCGUCUGUAUUGGCCGGGCCCAAGGAGCGUGGAGACGGCGUAUAAACAGCCACCGCUUCCCCUUACUUGCUGAUCGAUACGGUGAUUCUACGGGAGAGAUUCGUCCAUCGAACGGUUGCAGAUCUAACGCGGCAUACAAUUAUUAAAGUAGUACAUCGUCUCUAAGCCUCAACGAUUCAGACGCGUCGUCAUAUAUUGCAGUCACCAUGCCACACACAGGGCAAGCCGGUGUGAAUCAACUAGGGGGUGUUUUCGUGAAUGGUCGCCCGUUACCUGACUGUGUCCGAGCUCGAAUUAUCCAGCUGGCUCAGCUAGGUGUCAGGCCAUGUGAUAUAUCAAGACAGCUUCUUGUGUCUCAUGGUUGCGUCUCUAAGAUCUUGACAAGAUUCUUCGAGACAGGGUCUAUUCGACCAGGCAACAUUGGGGGCAGUAAACCUAAGGUAGCAACACCAUUAGUAGUCAAGAAGAUAAUGGGUUAUAAACAUGACAACCCAUCAAUCUUUGCGUGGGAGAUUCGAGAUAGACUUCUACAAGAGCGAGUUUGUGAUGAGAGUACCAUACCAAGUGUUAGUUCCAUCAAUCGUAUUCUACGAAACAGUACUCCUAAUGGUUCAGUAGGGGAAAUGACAACGAAUCUCCCUGCACCAGUUGCAAGGUUACCAACUCUCGUACCACAGAGGUUGUCGCCAGUACAGAGUACCAACCAACUAGUCUACAAAUCGCCCUCAACGAGUAAACAGAGCCAUUCCAUUGAUCAUAUCCUGCAAGGAAGCGAGGGAAGAAAACGGAAAAUGAUGAGCAGUGACUCAGAAGAGGAUGAGGAAGAAAGAAACGAAAAAAUGAGUAAAUCUGAAGAUACAACACCUCCAACCUCCACCUGCUCCAUCAGUAAACUUGUGAAAGUCGCCUCAACACCCAAGACGCAAUUAACAUCAUCAGACAGUCACCAAACAACAGCAGACAUUGUGUUGUUACCCAAUACAUCAUUGCAACAAACAACAUCCGCUAUGGUUGCUAGUACAUUAUUAUCCCCAACUAAGAUGUGUCUAACAGGUUUACCUAGUAUACCAGUUACCCCCUCCCCACUCCCCACAGCACCCAUGAUCCCAAGAGGGGCAGCUGUUGCCCAAGCUUUAGCUGCUAUUGGGGGAUUCUCAUUUGCUGGGUUACCGGGUGGUAUGUUACCAUUAAGGACAUCUGGGCCAGUCAGUAACACACCAGUAGCCUAUCCAGCAUUCGCUAUGGCAUUACAAAGUGGAUGGGCAUAUAGGGCGAUGAAAUCACAUUCAAAAUAAAUUGGGGGUUUUUCAUGUUGUGUAAGAUAGCUUGAACUUACUAAAUGAUAGAUGUAAUUAGUAGGCUACCAUAGCACCCAUAAGCAACGGU